This is a messenger RNA of Maylandia zebra (zebra mbuna), 4388 nucleotides long. It is a transcript of the gene ncapd3, whose product is annotated as non-SMC condensin II complex, subunit D3. The record is from RefSeq and is a predicted model, not a curated record. Gene Ontology annotation, molecular function: histone binding. Gene Ontology annotation, biological process: meiotic chromosome condensation; mitotic chromosome condensation. Lineage: Eukaryota; Metazoa; Chordata; Actinopteri; Cichliformes; Cichlidae. Gene Ontology annotation, cellular component: condensed chromosome, centromeric region; condensin complex.
UUAAGCGAGAAAGAAAAAGACAAACCAAAAUAAGAUGGAUCUGAUAUCUGCGUUGCAGUUUCUUCGGUUAAACGAUGUCCCAGAAGCCUGGGUGGACGCGGUGUGGGAAGUGGAGUUUACUGAAAGGAAACCACUGGAUAAAACUAUAGAAGAGGAACUUACAGCCAGGCGAGAGAAGUCUUUCACAGCCCUGUACCAGUGUUUACUGGCACAUGCUGAUCAAUAUCAGUCUGCAGGCAGUGAUGGAGCUUCACAGAGUGUCUGGGCAGUUCUGGGGGAGAGUGGCAUAUCAGUCAAGUCUGUGGUGGCUGUGCUGUCCUUCUUUGUCCUGGCAGGAAAGUCUAAAGUGGCCAGUGGCCACCAGAGGGUGAACAGCCUGUGUGCAGCCUCAGUGUACCUAUUACUUCUGAGAACUCCAGGGAGCAUUUCCAACAAGGUUUUUCAUGAAGUUUUGUUGGACACAUGUUUGGACCUGACCCGUCACUGCUGGCCUCAGGAUUCUGAAAAGAAACGCAAAAAAGACCUGAAGAGUUCUCAGACGGAGGGAAAACGCUCCAGACCACAGAGGAAAGACAGUCCAGAGAUGGAAAUGGAGGAGGAGGAUGAGGAGGAAGAGGAAGUUCAUCUUUCUGGAAAGGACCUGAUGAGGAUCAGAGAUGCUGUAGCUCUCCUGGUUCAAAGCUUACUGAGACUUCUGCAAACAUUUCCACUAAAAGACAGUCCUCAGACCAUGAUCCACUGUAUGCAGAUCUUCAGUAACCUGCUUUACUUUGAACCCACCACUGGCAAACCAGCUUUUGCUGCUGAACAAGACGUUACCAAACUAAGGAGCAUUCCAGAGAUGGCUUUCUACGGCCUACAGCUGCUUUGCUUGCCAAAACAUGGAGACCAGAAAGAAUCCUUGAGGAGGGUGUUCCACCAGCUCCUCUACGUGAUUUUGAUGAUGAAAAAGGGCAACACUGGGAAGCCGUCCCUCCUCGUACCGAGCCAGACCGUCCUCGCUACUCGUGACCAGGCCAUCCAGUUUGUCUGUCAUCUUGUGGACGAGCUGAAGCAGCUGGCACUGCCUUUCCUGCAAAUCCUCCUCCAGCACAUCUGCUUCCAGAUGGUUGAAAAGAAUGAGUAUCGAAGCCAUGGAGCUCAGGCUGUGGGUAUGCUGACGUCUCAGAUGGCAAGUGAAGACUAUGCUUGCUUCAUUAAGUGGCUGUGUAACUUCUCCAGAAGCUCAAAGAUGGUGCACCGGCUGUUCUCUGUGGAUGUGGUGAUGGUUUUGCUGGAGCAGCCAGAGAGAAGACCGGAGGAGUGUCGAGAUCCGGACCUUGUUUGUUUCCUGAUGCACAGCUCCCUUAUCCAGAACCUGCUCUUUGCUCGACGGAUGGAUGAAUCUCCCACUGUCCAGGGCCAUGCUCUGAACUGCCUGGCUCAGUGCCUGGAGCUGCCUUCUCUCAAUGCCACCAGAGCCAUCCACAACCUCUUCUCUGCCACUGGAACCCAGACGGUGCUGGAAGGUGAAAUCACAGAAGGGACUCUCAGUACCCAGCACACUCUGAAAACCUACCGCACUCUUCCAUUCAGGACUGUGGAGCUGAGCAGCACUGACAGCGCUGCUUGUUAUGCAAAAGAGAAUUUGGCCCUCCUCCUGCGGCGUGUGAAGGAUUCAAAGACUAAUGUGAGGAAAGCAGCAUUGCAGGCCCUGCUGGGUCUCCUGAAACAUGACGUGAUCCCCAUGAGUUGGGAGACUCUUCAGACUUUGUCAGAGCGCUGCAGAGACCCAUCUGUGUCUGUGAAAAAGAAGGCCCUGCAGUGUGUGGGGGACCUGCUCAGUGUUAAACCAGAGUGCAGUGUGGUGCAAAAGGCGUGGCUGCAGGGGGUGGUGCCAGCUGUGGCGGACUCUGAGACCUCGGUGCAAGACAAGGCCCUGGAGGCGCUGGACCAGGUGCUGCUCAGUCAGGUCAAACCGUACUCUGCUGGCUGCCACCUGGAUGCCAGUCAGAGGCUGAUGUGGGAGCUGCUGGGCCUACUGUGUCACCAGUGCCAGAAGCUCAGUCGUUACUUUAGCAAGGCCUUCACCAUCUGGUCCAAACAGAAGAAGUUCACCCCGUUAUUUGUCUCCAACCUGAUCUCACAUACUGAGGCUGAUCAUGCUGCCGGAGCCUGGCUGCUGCUCUCCAAGGUUGUUUCUUCAUCCUCCAGACUGCCUCAUGGCAAGAUUCUGGACGCCUGGGACAAGAUGGUCAGAUCAAAGGAUGUAAACGCAACAACAUGCUGUCACAUCCUGUGUGUGAUGGGAGACAUUGCCGUGCAUUUAAAUGAAGACACAAAGGAAAGGGUCGUCGCUGAUCUGAUGUCUUGGUUGAAGACUUUCACUUUGCCUUUGGAGGUGAUCAGCUCUGCUGUUCAGACUCUUUAUCAGUUUGGCUGCAGUGAAGACAUCAAGCAGACUCAGGCUUUCCUGAACCAGCGCUGUGGGGAGUUGGUGUCUGCCUGCGAGUCAUAUUUGGCCAGCAUAAUCCUAACUGACAAUGGAGCUCAGAACCUCGACGAGGAGCUGAUGGUGAAACAUCUCCACACUCUGGGUGUGGCAUCACUUCAGUGUCCUGCCAAAGUUAACAAGAGGACAGUGCUGCUAGUGGAAUCUGUGCUCACAACACAUUCUGAGAAACUGGCAGAGUGCCAGACUGAGCUGCCAGCUUCACUGCCUCUUUCCCAGUUCAAAGCAAACUGGCUGCCUACCAGAGUAAGAGCCCAUGGAGUCAUCACUUUAGGUAAAUUGGCCCUGCAGAGUGAAGAACUGGCCCAAAAGUACCUGCCCGUGUUUGCCAGGGAGUUGGAGGUUGGCACAGAGGUUUCAGUACGCAGCAACGUGGUUGUGAUAAUGUGUGAUCUGUGCGUGCGGUAUACCAACAUGGUGGAUCACUACAUUCCCAACAUCUCUGCUUGUCUGCGAGACAAAGACGCUGUCAUCAGAGAGCAGACUCUCAUCAUGCUGACCAACCUGCUGCAGGAAGAAUUUGUGAAAUGGAAGGGCUCCCUCUUCUUUGACUUCAUGGUGGCUCUCGUUGACCCGGUCCCUGCCAUCGUCAGUCUCACUGAAUACUGCCUGCUCCACCUGCUGCUGAAGAAGAACCCAGAAAUGUUCAGCCAGCACUUCAUUGAGUGCAUCUUCCAUUUCAACUCCUACACAAAACACAAGUCCUACAACAAAUUCUCCCAAAGCGAGAGAGAACGCGUUCACUUCUCCCUAAAAGGAGAACAGUACCGUGAGAAACGCUUUCGAAUCUACUGCUUCCUGUUGGAGCACUUUACAGACGCUCAGCGCUUCAACAUCACCAACAAGAUCAACCAGACCAUUUUAGCGUGCUUUGCUGAUGAAGAGCUGCCCCUGGAUGCAGAUGGCGCUAACAUUUUGUCAGAGACUUUCAACAUCUUGAGCCUUAAAGAGUUUAAGCUGCAGACCAUAUGUAGUUCAGCAGGCGCUGCUGCAGGGGAGGAAGCAGAGGAGGAGAACAUGGCCACCAUGGCCAAAGCUGUUCUGCAGGCUGCACAGAAGAAAGUGGUGUCACAGGUUAGGAAGAAGGCCUUCAUAGAGAACACUGUUCCUCUCAUCAUUAGCCUGAAGAACCUGCUGGAGCAGAAGCGCUCUCCUGUUCUCAGAGAUCUCGUGGGCUACCUGCAGGUGACUAUGCAGGACUACCGUAAUGAGGUGAAGGAGAUUCUUUCUGGAGACGAGCAGCUGGCAGCUGAAAUGGAGUUUGCUCUGAAAAUAGCAGAAAAGGAGAGAGCGACAGUGGAACAGCUGGACAACGACAGCCUGGCAGGAGAUGGCAAAAAGGCCCAGGGUUCAGCCCAGCGCUCUCCUGUCAGAUCCACGGCCCUGCUGCCGUGUACCUUUGCCACACCGCAGCCACCUCGUCCAAACCUCCAGACUGCUAGACUGGCACUCACUGACCGUGUGCGUGGACCCAGGAGGCAGGACGAUGUCCAGUCUAAAUCAAUCGCUCUGGAAGGAACAGUGAUGGCUAAAGGAGCUGCCAGCGACAGAGCCAUCAGCACACCAAAGGGUGUCAAAAUCAACUUGACCUUUGAUGAAGGACUCAGCGCAAUCCUCAGUGAGCAGGGAACAAGUGAAGAGGGCAGCGUGCUUCAUGUGCGAUCGAGUGAAGCCCAGGCUCCUGGACCGAGGCAGUGGAAUGUGCAGUCUCCUCUGCGUCUGAGGAAGAGACUGUAGUGGAUGCGUCACUCAGUUUGUGUGUGUGUGGGUUGUCUUUAUCUACAACAAUAUCCUUUCUUCUCACUUUGAGGUUUUUUCACUCUUUGUUUAGCUGCUUUUGCACUGAUGUAUUGAUGUACAAUAUGAAAUAAAAGUUCAACAUAUGGUGUUUCACUGA